This is a messenger RNA of Eurytemora carolleeae, 1823 nucleotides long. Its product is annotated as rhomboid-related protein 3. Bases 96 to 1697 code for a protein of 533 amino acids. Gene Ontology annotation, molecular function: serine-type endopeptidase activity; calcium ion binding. NCBI's taxonomy places the organism in Eukaryota, Metazoa, Arthropoda, Copepoda, Calanoida, Temoridae. The record is from RefSeq and is a predicted model, not a curated record. The transcript is spliced from 5 exons. Gene Ontology annotation, cellular component: membrane.
AAAGCAGUCUUCAAGCAGUGCACACUACAUAGAUUAGACAGAAGUUGGCCAGGGACCAGUUUCAAGCUAUUAUUUCGUCAUAUACAUAAUCCAAAAUGUUGGCACAGUUGAGUUUGAUCAGAGAAGAGUCUGAAAGACCAGAAACAGAUUCACAGAAAAGCAAUGAUUUGGUUCUUAGGAGAACAAAUUCAAAUGCAUACAACCAAGAAGACAUUAUUAAUGAACUACACAGACAAAGUACAGCUGUACAUGACAAUGAUUCAUCGAAAGUGGAGGUUCCACUAAUUGAACCAACCUCAGAUGAGAGUGACGAUUCACCGAUCACUUUCAGAGCAAACCACUUAGGCAAUAACACUGUGGUAGACAUGGAACCAGGACAGAGAGAUAGUGAAAGAAUGUCAGGAUCAAGAUUGAACAGUAUUCCUCCGAAGGCAAUGAAGAAAAGGCUGAGUUUGCCCAAUUUUUCAGUUUUUCAGACCAGCCAGAUAUCAUUACAGAGCGUAGAGAGUCAAACAAAACUAGACAGGAGAGAUCUGGAGAUAUUUUCCCAAUUGGAUAAGCUGGAUGGAGAAAAGAAUGGAAAAAUUUCAAAGACACAUUUGAAAAAAUGGAUUUCCUCUUCAGUUCAAAAUCUGAACACAUUUUCAAAUCAAGGAAGGUCUGCUUUUUCAAGAGAGGCUCUGACUCGUCUACUGUCUGAAGUUGAUGAGAAUAAAGAUGGAUACAUCGACCAAGAAGAAUUUGUAAACAUCAUUCAAAGACAACAAAAUGAACCCAGGCCUGAGGUGUCGAGCCUUUUGCAGCACAUGAGACAAGCAGCUUUUGCUGAAGUUUACAGAUGGUGGCCUUUGCCAUGGGUUCUUCUUGGUAUCAGUUUGAUUCAAAUUGUACUUUUUUGUAUCCACGCAGUGCAUUUAACCAAAGAUCAUGGACUCAGCAUAACUUGGCAAGAUCCUGCACCGAGAUGUUCAAUGCUCAUCUAUAACCCAUACAGAAGAUGGGAACUGUGGAGGUAUUUCUCCUAUUCCUUAGUCCAUGCUGGAAUUGGACACAUACUUCUCAACAUUAUUAUGCAGCUUUUUGUAGGUCUGCCACUAGAGAUGUCACAUGGAAGUUUCAGGAUAUCAUUAGUGUACUUAGCAGGGGUUCUAGCAGGAUCUUUAGCAACCUCCACCUUUGACCCUGGAAUGUAUUUGGCUGGUGCUAGUGGUGGGGUCUACAGUCUCAUUGCAGCUCAUCUUGCCUCCCUUAUACUUAACUGGAAGGAAGAUGUUCUGGUCAUUCGUGAGAGAUUUCGAGAAGGAAGAAUUAGCCUAGCUAAGGGGGCAACUGUGUAUAGAUUAAUGAGGCUGUUAUCAGUUCUAGUAUACACAGUGUGUGAUACAGGGUUUGCUAUGUACAACCGAGAAAUGAAUGGUGGAAGCAACACAGGUUAUCUAGCACAUCUAGCUGGAGCAGGAGCAGGACUACUAGUUGGGAUAUGUGUACUGAAGAAUAGAAGACAGGAGAACUGGGAGAUUUAUCUACGAUUACUUAGUUUCCUCACAUUUUCCAUUUUGAUCACCCUUGGUAUUCUGUGGAAUAUGAAAGGCAAUGAAGUCUACCAGAAACAUUACAAUACUAAAUAUGUCUACUUUCUACCACCUGACCUAAGACCCCUUUAUGAAUGUGAUUACAGAGGUCAAGAAAUCAUUUAAAUCUGUGAUAUAUCAGUAAUGAUCAGGAACCAGCAGCUGCUGAACUUAUUUAAUUUAUGCCAAAAAUAUUAACUGUACGAUGUUCAUAGCUUUAAAUGUGUAACAAGUGGAAGUGUAUCUGUACCA